Bufo gargarizans (Asiatic toad) is the source of this 1247-nucleotide messenger RNA. It is a transcript of the gene SLC41A3, whose product is annotated as solute carrier family 41 member 3. Gene Ontology annotation, biological process: monoatomic cation transport. Gene Ontology annotation, molecular function: monoatomic cation transmembrane transporter activity. Lineage: Eukaryota; Metazoa; Chordata; Amphibia; Anura; Bufonidae. The record is from RefSeq and is a predicted model, not a curated record. Gene Ontology annotation, cellular component: plasma membrane.
UUCCAGCACUGGGAUGUCUUCAGGACCAUCACAGAGGUCUUCAUUCUGGUUCCAGCUUUGGUGGGCCUCAAGGGCAAUUUGGAGAUGACGCUGGCCUCUCGGCUCUCCACAGCUGCAAACACAGGACAGCUGGACGACCCCAGCGAGAGAUGGAAGAUGGCGAUCAGUAACUUGGCUUUAAUCCAGGUUCAGGCCACCGUCGUCGGUCUUUUGGCCGCUGUUGCUGCUAUCCUCUUGGGCGCGUUAUCUAAAGGUUACGUGGAAUUGGACCAGGCCGCCGUCCUCUGUGCCAGCAGCGUGACCACAGCAUUCAUUGCUGCCCUGUCCUUGGGUCUGGUGAUGGUUGGGGUCAUCAUUGCCUCUAGGAAGAUGGGAAUCAACCCUGACAAUGUUGCUACCCCCAUCGCGGCCAGCCUGGGGGACCUCAUCACCCUGUCGUUGCUUGCGGGAAUCAGCAGCUUCUUGUUUGACUACAGAGAUGUCCAGUACCUCUCUCCAUUGAUCUGCUCUGUCUUCAUCAUCCUGAUCCCGCUGUGGGUGGCCGUAGCCAAACAGAGCCCGUCCAUUGCUGAAGUUUUGAAGUCGGGUUGGCAGCCGGUGAUUGUGGCCAUGUCGAUUAGCAGUUUUGGUGGACUCAUCUUAGACAAGACAGUAACGGACCCCAAAUUCGAGGGCAUGGCGGUUUUCACCCCCGUCAUAAACGGAGUAGCCGGGAAUCUGGUGGCCAUUCAGGCAAGUCGGAUCUCCACGUUCCUCCAUUUCUGGAGCAUGCCCGGCGUCUUACCGUACAAGAUGAGGCAGCACUGGCCCAACCCUUGCACGACGUUCUUCUCCUCAGGUGUUAAUUCGAAAUCAGCCCGAGUAUUACUGCUGCUGGUGGUGCCCGGGCACCUGGUCUUCAUGUACACCAUCCACCUGCUGCAGGGCGGUCACACCUCCAUCACUCUGCUGUUUGUCACCUUCUACCUGGUCGCAGCCUUCCUACAGGUUUGCAUCUUACUGUACAUAGCUGACCUCAUUGUGCGCUUCAUGUGGAGAAGAGGCCUGGACCCAGACAACUUUUCCAUCCCGUACCUCACCGCCCUCGGCGACCUUCUGGGCACCGGAUUCCUGGCUGUCUGCUUCCGGCUUGUCUGGCUCCUUACUGGUGCGGAGUCGAACCUGGGAGACUGAAUGGACCGAUCCGGAUUGGUUUAUAUUUUUUUCCUUUUUUUUGCUACUAAACUUGCACUUGAAAGGAACAAUAG